Molecule: messenger RNA, 2076 nt
Organism: Clarias gariepinus (North African catfish)
Lineage: Eukaryota; Metazoa; Chordata; Actinopteri; Siluriformes; Clariidae
Product: zgc:172076
Exons: 9
Coding region: 382-1587 (401 amino acids)
Biological process (GO): phosphocreatine biosynthetic process
Molecular function (GO): creatine kinase activity
Source: RefSeq, a predicted model, not a curated record
AGAUUCUAGCUGAGACAAGGGUCGCUACAACUGCUGUGUAAGGCCAUUAAUAAUCAAUAUCCAAACGUGAGCAGCUUUUUUUCUUCCAAGAGUCCUUAAUAGGACAGAAUAGUACCUACAGUUCCAGAACAGUGCUAACUAUGUAACAGUAAGGUUCAAAAUAAAACAUGACACAAAAGUCAAAAAUAGGCUACUGUUACAACUGAGUAACAUGACACUAGCAUGCUCAGGUCUCAGAGGUGGAGGCAUAAUAGGCACUUGGAUGAUGAGACCCCCCAGGCUAUUCAUAGCUCUUUUGUUCGAUUUUAAGACCAGUUGUCAUGAGCCAGUGCUUGUGCUUCAUUCCUGUCCACAAUCACACGCUGCAGCCGAUGAGAAAGGAUGUGGAAGAGAAAGAAAGAAUGGUUGAUCAAACCUCCCAUGGAGUACCCUCUGGAAACAAAGUACAGGCCUGUGCUCGAGAGCAUGAUCCCCACAGAUCCCAUGAGCAAGCUCAAACUGAAGAGGGGUUGUCCCAAAGAAGAGUUCCCUAAUCUGGAUGGAAACUACACCUGCAUGGCCCGUGUGCUUGAUCUACACAUGUACACACGCCAGUUCAACCGGGCCACUGAGACUGGAGUCAUCUUUGAUGACAUCAUUCGUCCAGGCCUGGAAGACAAAGGAACGAGGACAGGGCCCUUGACUGUGGGCUGUUUAGCUGGUGAUGCCCAAUCCUACAUUCUCUUCUGUGACUUUUUCGAUCGCGUCAUUGAAGCCUACCACAGCUACAAGGUGCUUAGUCACGUUACACAAAAGAGUGACUUCAAUUAUGACAACCUCAAGGGAGGUGAUGACUUUGACCAAGCGUAUGCUGUGAGCUGUGAAGUGAGCGCUUCCCGCUGCAUUGAGGACUUCAGCUUCCCCACACACUGCAGCCGAGGGGAGCGGAGACAGCUCCUCACACUGGCCAAAAAAGCUCUCGACCAACUUGGUGAAGAACUCCCAGGCAAGCUUUACUCAAUGGAGGAGCUAAACCAAGAAUCAGAAGAUAAGGGGCUGAUCCUGGAUGUCCCGUCUAGUACAUUAAUGAAGAUCGGUGUGGCCCGUGAUUGGCCUGAUGCACGGGCAUUGUGGAUAAGUGAGAACAGGAGCCUGGCAAUUUGGAUGAACAUGGAAGAUCAUCUGAAACUGGUUUCUUCCAGAAGUGAUGCCAAUAUUCAGGAGGCUUUUGCAUCCAUAUGCAUCAACCUAGUAAAGUUGGAAGCAAUAUAUAAUAAACUAAGGCACUCGUUUAUCUGGAAGCCUCACCUGGGAUGGGUGGUGAGUUCGCCAGCGGAGGUGGGCACAGGUCUGAAGGCCACCGUCACUGUCAGGCUGAUCCACCUUCCAGAGCACAAAAACCUGAGCUAUAUCCUGGACAGACUGAGACUUCGAAUGGAGGCAGACGACUCGAACGGAUUGUACAAAAUAAGCAACCAACAAACCAUUGGGCUCUCAGAAGUGGAGUUUACACAGCUUGUGGUGGAUGGGGUUAAACUUCUCAUCAGGAUUGAGAAGAGACUGGAGGACAAAGUGGACAUUGAUGACCUGGUGCCUGCACAGAAGUAGAAUCACGACAUGUUCUUUCAAGACUAGUAGUACCGCUGGAAAGUUUUCACAAAGAUAUUUAUAGUUACUGUGUAUCUCAUUGAAACAGUUCUCUAAAAUAAUUUUGUAGUUAUAAUUUGAGCUGAUUCCAAUGUGGACCUUACUGAUCUCUGUAUGUACAGGCUUUCAACUAAAAUGCAUUACACCAAAGCUGAAUUAUCAAAUGGUUGGAAAAACUUGUUUUUCUAUAACAGCUCUGACCUGUAAAGAUUUGUUAAUGUGCUCAUUUAAUAGGUUAUAAUUUGUACAGUAGGAACUUGCACAGGAAAUUAAUGCUGGAUGGUCCACAUAAUCUAACACCAAUAAUCAUUAGAUUUUUAUGUGACAUCAUGUUUGGUUUGUGUAAGUAAAACAUUAACCGAAAAAAUAUUACUGUAAAGAGAUUUAAUGUGAUUUUCGUAUUUAGGUGAAAAUGUUUCCUCUUCUUGUUAGGUUUACCUGCAGUGGGAG